GGGGUUUAUUACACAGUUGGCAACGUUGCAUCUACGUUCCGCUCAUCCCACAAGAGUUAGCUUUUAUAUUUUCCUUAGUUUGAUAUCAGAGUGACUUUCCAGCGAGGUAAAAUGAGACCCGCUCGUGUAAAAAACAAAAGUUAUUAUGUGGAACCCGACAAUUUUCCGUAUUUCUGUGAAUACGAGUUGCAUAUUUACGCCGAAAUGGAAAAUUAUGAGGCCUUGAAGGCAAUGCUGGAAGAGUUUCCAACAUACGUGAAUUGUGUCAAUUCUAAAGGCUACACCCCACUGGCUGUUGUAACAAAAACGAUAUGGGAGCUGAACACGGACACCGAGAAGAGGAUCAUGGAGCUUCUUCUUUCUUAUGGCGCUGACCCCUUGAUGCCCCAUUAUGAUGGGCAACCUAUAGCUUUGCAUGCUUUUAGAAAUGGGGAUGCAGAAGUGCUGAUGAUAUUUGCUCAAUAUCUGGAAGACAUUGAUACAUUACUCGGGGGUUACACACCGCUUCAUUAUGCAGUAUCGCAAUGCGAGAUUGAUCUGGCCAAAUACUGUUUGGAUAGGAACGCAGACAUCCAUCAAAUGUACCAAGAAAAUAUGACCCUUCUACACGUAGCCGUCAUCUCUCACAACUACUACAUGAUAACCCUGCUGCUCGACUAUGGCUGUGAUGUAAACGCCAAGAUGUCCGAUGGAAACACAGCUCUUCAUCUGGCUGUCGUCUACAACAACGGAGAAAGUGCUGUGAGGGACCUCAUCAAAUACAACGCAGACGUUAAUGCUCAGAACAAUCAGGGAGACACCCCUCUGAAUCGCCUAGCACCUCUGCGCUAUUUCAAUUGCGAAGUAUUCGAACACUUGAUCAAAAGUAGAUGUGACGUCAAUAUACCAGAUUAUUAUGGUUUCACGCCACUGCACAAAAUUUCUUACAGUUUCAAAUUCGGAAAAUACGACAACAAGUUCAAAAACGCCUGUAAGAAUUUCGUGAGAACUUUGCUAAGAAGAAACGCUAAUGUGUUCGCCUUAACUCAAUAUGGCGACACUGUCCUGGACACAGCGCUCAGAAGCAACAGGUUGGAAUUAGCUGAGAUACUCGUGAAACACAUAACUCCCAAGUUAUACGGGAGGCAUAAAGAAACUGAUCUUAUGCUUUAUUCGUUUUCCAAACAUCCGAAAUUCAGGAGUAUCGCUACAAAAUGUGUGGCAGAAAUGUCAAAGUUAGAUAGAUUAAUAAUUGGAACUAACUUCACUUACAGGGAUCUGACUACCAAUUAUAGAAAAAUUGUUAGGUGUGCUACAAAUCAAAACGUUGCCGAUGAAAUAAAUCGAAUGAUACGUAAGAAAAGACGAGGGUAUGAAGAUGAAUUGAUAGAGGAAUGCGUUAAAGUUUUAGACAUGGCUAAAAUGUUAAUUUUACUGACUGAGAUUUUUGAAUACGUUUUACCUGGACCUUGUAUAGAUAAAAUUCUGGAAUAUAUAAACCCGCAGGAUUGUGUCCAGACUUUUAGACCUAAGAUACAAAACAGAAAACUCAAUCAUAGAAGAUAUCGAUAUCACUGAAUCGUGUUCAUCGAACUGGAGGUUUUUAUAAAGAAUUUGUAUAAUAUUUUUUAAAACUGCAUUUCGUUUUUAUACCCGAAACCAUAUGAUUCAAAUAGAAGGGAGUAUUUUCAAAGACAAAACCAUUCAAAUCAGGUUUCAGUAAAGACUUUACUUAUAUAGGAAAUACAUAUAGGUACAUAUAAAUAUGUGCUUGAUUUCAAUUAAUGAAUACCUACGCAUAAUCGUACAAUAAUGGAUGAUAUGAAAGACGAAUAAAUUACAUAAUAUAUAAUGACGACGAUGGAAUAGAAUAAUUGUGUAUAUGAUAUGUGGUAUCUUUGUGUGAAUAAUACCUAUAGGAAAAACUAAAUAAAUUAAAUGUCACUUAUUUUAAUAUUACAUUUUCUUAUAAAAAGA
Molecule: messenger RNA, 1956 nt
Organism: Coccinella septempunctata (seven-spotted ladybird)
Lineage: Eukaryota; Metazoa; Arthropoda; Insecta; Coleoptera; Coccinellidae
Product: putative ankyrin repeat protein RF_0381
Exons: 2
Coding region: 112-1557 (481 amino acids)
Molecular function (GO): protein binding
Source: RefSeq, a predicted model, not a curated record